AUGGUAGUUGGUGAAUCAAGGGCAGAAUUGCUUAACUGGUUAAAUAGCACUUUGGAUUUAAAUUACACGAAGAUUGAACAAUGUGGAUCUGGUGCUGCAUUUUGUCAAUUGAUGGAUACUAUCGUUGGUGAUGUCCCUUUGAGCAAAGUCAAAUUCAAUGCUAAAACUGAAUAUGAGUUUCGUCACAAUUAUAAGAUUCUACAACAUGUAUUUGUCAAAAAUAGUAUCACCAAGACGAUUGAUGUUGAAAAAUUGAUACGUUGCAAGCUUCAGGAUAAUCUAGAGUUGUUACAAUGGAUCAAACGAUAUGCUUCCAGUAAUAAUGUCCCUAUGAAAACAACAGUUGCAAGACAACCUCCCAAACAAACAACAAAACCGUCCACUGGUUCUCCUGAAUCAUCUCCAAUCAAUGCUGGUCCUAGCGCCGCUCCUCUUAUUUCAAAACCUAGAGAAAGAAAAUCAAACACACCUCUUGGAUCAAGAAAAACUUCGUCCAACGGUCCAAUAAAUCUAACACCCACAGCAGUGCGUUCAACCAAUGUUGCUGCCUCUAAGAAUAAUAACCGUUCCGGUAAUGGUACAAUCAUCAAUAAUGGGCAUGUCCCAGUAGUUUCUGCAAGUGAACCAGUAGCUGCUACAGGUACUGCUGCUGUGGCUGCUGCUGUGGCUACUACAGAUAGUGGUGCUACAUCUUCAAUCCCAGAAGAUUUUGCUAUUUAUUCUCAACAUGUUGAGUCAGAAAGAGAUUUUUAUUUCAACAAAUUAAGAGCAAUUGAAAUAUUGGUCCAACAUGCUAAAGAAAUGGAAGGUUUGAGUGGGGAUGUAUUGCAAUUUGCUAAUGAAAUUGAAAAGAUUAUGUACGAAGAGUAUGUAGAAGAUGAUGAGUUUUAA
This is a messenger RNA of Candida dubliniensis CD36, 891 nucleotides long. Its product is annotated as microtubule-binding protein. Lineage: Eukaryota; Fungi; Ascomycota; Pichiomycetes; Serinales; Debaryomycetaceae. Gene Ontology annotation, cellular component: microtubule plus-end; cytoplasmic microtubule; spindle midzone. Gene Ontology annotation, molecular function: microtubule plus-end binding. The transcript has a single exon. The coding region runs from base 1 to 891 and encodes 296 amino acids. The record is from RefSeq and is a predicted model, not a curated record. Gene Ontology annotation, biological process: spindle assembly; protein localization to microtubule plus-end; regulation of microtubule polymerization or depolymerization.